GAAUCUGCUGCAGAAACUUUCCUUAAUAAUCUUCAUCUCGACUGUAACCGUGGAGUGAUCUGAGCCGGACCGAGCAGGAGACAGGAGCUGGCGCGCUCUGCGGACCGGAUCGCUUUGUGUUUGGAACACAUCUGGACAACUCUCCUGGUUCUGCGUGGGUUUGACACCAACUCAAAGAUCAGCAGUCCAAAGAAGAAGGAAAAAGUCCGGAUCACUUUGGCUCCCGGAAGCAGCUUUGGUUGUUUUUUAAAUCCAAAAAUCUGCGCGCUGUUACGCACGACAUGUGGUGGAUGCUGUUUCCGCGAUGGAUCUGGUUUCUUCUUGGACCCUCGUCUCUGUUGAUCCUGCUGAAAACGGACGAUUGCUGGGUGGAAGCGAUGCCCAUGCCCAUGUCUGUGGCCAAGGUCGUCUACUCCCACGCUGGUCUGUGCCCAAACGAGCUGAACCCAAACCUGUGGGUGGACGCUAUGAGCACCUGUAUCCGCGAGUGUGAAUCCGACCAGGACUGUGAGACCUUCGAGAAGUGUUGCCCUAACGUGUGCGGGAACAAGAGCUGUGUGGCGGCUCGCUACAUUGACGUCAAGGGCAACAAAGGCCCCAUUGGCAUGCCGAAGGGCGCCACCUGCGACAAGUUCAUGUGCUCACAACAAGGUUCCGAGUGUGACAUCUGGGACGGCCAGCCUGUGUGCAAGUGCCGCGACCGUUGCGAGCGGGAGCCCCACUUCACGUGCGCUUCUGACGGCAUGACGUACUACAACAAGUGCUACAUGGACGCGGAAGCCUGUUCCAAGGGUAUCUCUAUCUCUGAGGUCACCUGCAGGUACCACCUGACUUGGCCCAACACAAGCCCGACACCAGACGAGACCACACCCCAUCCCACCACUGCUCUUCAGACAACGCUCCCGGCUGAUGUCCAGUCGCCGAUCAUACACAGUGGACCCACCCAACAGGCAGUUUUUGUGGGCGAGACCGCCAGCUUCCUGUGCGAAGUGUCCGGGAAGCCUCACCCAGAAAUCACGUGGGAGAAAGAGAUAAAGGGGAAAGACAACACCAUCAUGAGGCCCAAUCACGUACGAGGGAACGUCGUGGUCACCAACAUUGGCCAGCUGGUCAUUUACAACGCGCAGCCUCAAGAUUCCGGUAUUUACACCUGCACAGCUCGGAACGUCGGCGGGAGUGUGUCGUCACACUUUCCUCUGGUGGUGAUCAGGAGGGAGUCGAGAGGUAAGGCCGCGGAAAACAGCACCAAGUUGCCCUUCCCGGCCGAAGAGUGCCUCAAAACUCCAGACACUGAUGACUGCGGCGAGGAGAGUGUGAGCUGGUACUAUGAGUCACACCGAAACAACUGCUUCACCUUCACUUACAGCCAGUGCAACAAGAACCGUAACCAUUUCAACAGCUAUAACGCCUGCAUGCUGUCGUGUGGGGCGGAGCUGGCGGCUCCAUGCAGCCUCCCAAGCAUCCAGGGUCCUUGUAAGACCUACGAGCCUCGCUGGGCUUACAGCAGCGUCCUGAAGAAGUGCCAGUCGUUUGUUUACGGAGGUUGCGGAGGAAAUGAGAACAACUUUGAGUCCAAAGAGGCCUGUGAAGACAUGUGCCCCUUUCCCAAGAACCACAACUGCAAGAUGUGCAAGCCUCGCGGCAAAAUGGUGACCAGUUUCUGCAAGAGCGAUUUCGUGAUCCUGGGACGGGUGACGGAGCUGACGGAGGAGCAGGAGUCCGGUCACGCUCUGGUGACCGUGGAGGAGAUCCUGAAGGAUGAGAAAAUGGGUCUGAAGUUCUUUGGCAGAGAACCCUUGGAGGUGACCCUACUGAACAUGGACUGGAACUGCCCCUGCCCCAACAUCACCACCGCCAUCGGGCAGCUCAUCAUCAUGGGGGACGUUCAUAACGGGAUGGCCGUGCUGCAACCGGACAGCUUCGUGAGCCAUUCCAGCGCCCGGCGAGUGCGGAAGCUUCGAGAGGUGGUGCACAAGAAAUCCUGCACCUUCCUCAAAGAUCUGUCUGUGGUCCAGUAGAUUCUCUCAAAACACUCAUGACCCCAAGUGUCCUUAUGCAUUUGCUCCAACAGUGUAAAACUAUUAUCAGGGUGACAGGAAAUAUAUAAGCUAUUUAGAUCAAUAUAAUCAUAACCUGCACAGAAUAUCUGAUCUUUUUCCCUCCAUUCUUUAACUACUAAUACCAUAAGAAAUAUUCUAUUUAUUUAGUUAUGUUUGGAAUGCAAGCGUGCUCACAACAACUUGACAUUUUGAAAUCCCUUCCUAAUUUCAGAGUGAAAAAAAACACUGCCGUGUGGAUGAGAAGCGUCUCAUUCUCUUUCAUUUGCAAUAUUCAUUUUUGUAUGUGACGUCUUAUUUAUUCUCUUCCCGCUAGGCUAAUAUGUUGUCAAUAUGUUUCUAUAGGAAUGAUUGAUAUUCCGCCGUUGUAGCUGUAAAGGAUGUCAUGUGAUGAAUAAAAACCCUCCUCCAUUGGCUUUUAUUUCACACGCGCUCCUCGUCUGGCAUAAAAAAUCUGAAGCAGGUCACAUUCCAGCCCAGCUGUGGCGGCCUGCCGAGCUGUGUGUUGUGUUGUGUCUGGGUUUGGGGCCCUUGCAUAGCACAGCGGCUAUCCAUUGGCCUCGCGCGGCCCCUUUCAUGUGCCGGAGGCCAAGGUGAAGGGGAAGACGAGGGAGACGGGUGAUGAAUGCGUCGCAUUGAGCACUGCUGAAUGAAGAGGCAUGUUCAGACCAUAACAUUUGGGUGAGAAAGUUAUAAGAUCUUUUUAACACUAGAGUCACUUCCUAUAACAUACAGGUCAAAGUGGACAGAUGGUAAACUGCUGGAUACUAUAAGAGCAGAAUAGGAUCAGCAGGAUGUAGAGGAACGAAAACAUAAACAGCUCCCUUCCCCCACGUCUUCAUUUCCUUUCUUCAAACCCCCGUUCUCAUCCCUCUUCCGCGACUGUCUGCCCACUCGCUCCAUCAGAAAAACCCAGC
This is a messenger RNA of Synchiropus splendidus (mandarinfish), 2974 nucleotides long. Its product is annotated as WAP, Kazal, immunoglobulin, Kunitz and NTR domain-containing protein 2-like. Gene Ontology annotation, cellular component: extracellular region. The record is from RefSeq and is a predicted model, not a curated record. Gene Ontology annotation, molecular function: protein binding; serine-type endopeptidase inhibitor activity. The transcript is spliced from 3 exons. Bases 282 to 2018 code for a protein of 578 amino acids. NCBI's taxonomy places the organism in Eukaryota, Metazoa, Chordata, Actinopteri, Syngnathiformes, Callionymidae.